This is a messenger RNA of Arachis duranensis, 1773 nucleotides long. RefSeq lists its product as uncharacterized. The transcript has 2 exons. Lineage: Eukaryota; Viridiplantae; Streptophyta; Magnoliopsida; Fabales; Fabaceae. The coding region runs from base 1 to 1773 and encodes 590 amino acids. The record is from RefSeq and is a predicted model, not a curated record.
AUGGCUAGUGAGGAUACUUUUCUAGUGCUGGUACAUCACAGAGGGUCGAUUAAGAGGAAAACUCGGUCCGGCGUGAAGUUCACUGAUAAGGAUCCCCUAUGUAUUAUGGUGAGGCCAACAACCACCUACGAUGCUCUCGUUAGCUCUGUGCUGGAGAAGCUUUGUCUGGAAGGAGUUAAAAGGGUUAAGAAGUUUUUCUAUCGCAUCCCAACCACGGUGCUCCAUGAUACCGUGAAGUAUGAUUGUUUCACGAUCGGGAGUGAUGAGGACUUGCAGGUUAUGUUUCUUUGUCGUAGGCAGUUUCCCGAGGUAAGGACAUCAGAGUUGUUGACAAAGUUGGUUGAUGUGGUAUCUAGCUCGGGUGGUUCGAACCGGAAUGUGAAUACUAUAGCCACGGUUGCCGGCUCGAGCUCGAGACCUGCGGUUGCUUCAUCCUCCGUUCCUGUGUAUGAGCCACCGAUGCAGCCUGUUGCCUCCCCUUCAUUUGCUGUUGAUCUGAGCGGCAAUGUUGGAGACGAGGUUCAAUAUGGGGAACAUCUUCCCAUCGAAGUGCAUUGUCCUACACCGGCUGGUGUUGGUGAGGGUUUGUUUGAUGAUCUAGAUGACAAUGAUGUCGAGUCGGAUAUGAUCGCUGAUGACAGCGGCGAUGAUCUUGGAACUACUAAUCCGAGAAGGGCUACAGGUGGAUCUAGUUCUGGCACACAGCAGUACCCACCCCAUUUUUCAUCGUUGGACCUGGAUGCCAUGAGGCAGGACGAAAAUCCUGUGCAAGCCUCUAGAUUUGGCGCUAGAGAUACGGAAGGGUCUGCCGGUAUGACGGAGUUCCAGGUUGGCCAACAAUUUCAGGAUAAAGACGAGGCGCUGUUGAGUGUGAAGACUUACAGCAUCCGCCGAGGGGUCCAGUACAAGGUCGUUGAGUCUGACUACCGUAGAUAUGUGGGAAAGUGUUCUGAGUUUGGGAAUGGGUGCACAUGGUUGAUUCGGUUGAGUCUCCGACAGCGGAAGGGCAUCUGGGACUACCAUGUGAUAGCGACAUUCAUUAUGCCAAUGGUUAGGGCUGAUGCCGCCGUCAACAUCAAGGUGCUUCAAAAUGCCACGGCCGCACACUUUGGGUUCAGGCCUACGUACAGGAGGGUAUGGAUGGCGAAGCAGAAGGCCGUUGCCGUCAUCUAUGGGGACUGGGAUGAGUCGUACAACGAGCUCCCUCGGUGGGUGUUAGGAGUUCAGCUGACGAUGCCUGGCACUGUAGCAGUCCUCAGGACUUGCCCUGUUCGAGUUGGGGCACAGCAUGACGAGUCUCAGGCUUAUUUUCAUAGGCUGUUCUGGUCUUUCUCCCUUGUAUCGAGGCAUUCCGUCAUUGCAAACCUCGCGAUUGCACAAGACGGAAACUCCAACAUAUUCCCCGUGGCAUUUGCACUAGUUGAGGGUGAGAAUGCUGAGUCAUGGUCUUUCUUUCUUUCCCACCUCCGUGAGCACGUGACACCUCAGCCGGGUCUGUUAGUUAUUUCAGAUAGGCAUAACGGCAUCAAGGCAGCGCUCGAGGCUCCCGAUGGGGGAUGGCUACCUCCGGCUGCAUACCGGGCGUUCUGCAUUCGACACGUUGCAGCGAAUUUCGCCCUGAUCUUCAAGGGAAAAGAUGCCUGGAGGCUUCUUGUUAACGCCGCAUAUGCGAAGACCGAAGUGGAGUUCGACUACUGGUUUGACAUUUUGCGCUCUGAGAAUCCGGCAAUGUGUGACUGGGCGAACCGAAUUGAGUAUUCGUUGUGGACAUAG